AGGACAGCAAUUUGUGUAAACUUAAUCACCUGGAGUUGGGAGGCAAGGGAAUGAACUACGAGCGAAAAAACAGUGAAAUCGGGAAGUUAAAAUGCAGUAAAGAGCAGAGAAUAUUCAUUUCAAUCGCAGUAAUGACAGAAAGCAAUUCAUACACAAAUACAAAAAGUAUGAUGAUCUGUGCCCGAGUGAUUAAACGGGUUGUUCAUCUGGGUUGAAACAAACGUGGGUUUGUUUUUCUAUUUAUUUAUCUUGUACACAGUUUUCAGAGGGUGGACCCAUUUUUGACAGUUUCUUUUUUUUUGUAUCUAUUUAUUUUAAGGUCGGGUAAACAUCUAGCAAAAAUUAGAGCUGCGAGUGAGUCUAGGAAAGAAGAUCGAAACAUGAGCACUUCUUUUUCACAGAGUGUGCCAAGAAUUUCUGAAACGCCUGCGAAUACUGAGGAUUCCGGCAAUGGAUCGAGUGCGGUUAACCAGGCUGUAGUGGAAAUGCUCAUAUAUUUCGGGAAGGUGUUCCUCUACCUGUUCCCCGUGUACCUGGUAGGGUACCUGGGCUUGAGCAUCAGCUGGGUCCUGUUUGCCUUGAUGCUGUGGAUGUGGUGGAAAAGAAACAGAGCAAGCAAAUUGGCCCGUUUUGCUGCAGCUAUGGGUUUUUUGGACAACGAACGACAUGUCAUUACAGAAGGACUAAAGGCGCUCAACAUGCCUGCAUGGGUUAAUUUCCCAGAUGUAGAGAAGGCAGACUGGUUGAACCAGAUACUGGAUCAAGCCUGGCCUUACUUUGGGAUCUUUAUGGAGAAGGUAUUCCGUAACAGCAUUGAACCGGCAGUCCGAGCAUCAAACAUUCACCUCAAGACCUUCACCUUUACCAAGAUCCACUUUGGAGAAAAGCCCCUCAAGAUCAAUGGAGUGAAGGCAUGCUCCAAAGGAGUUGAUAAGAGACAAGUUAUCCUGGACCUGCAAAUCAGUUAUACUGCAAACUGUGAAAUCAAUGUGGAGAUUAAAAAGAUAUGCAAAGCUGGUGUGAAAGGAAUGCAGCUUCACGGCACAUUGCGAGUCAUUCUGGAACCGCUUAUUGGCCAGUCCCCCUUGGUGGGAGGAGUGACGUUUUUCUUCAUUAGACGACCACUUUUGGAAAUCGACUGGACUGGACUAACAAACUUGCUGGAUGUGCCAGGAUUAAAUGACAUGUCGGACGGUGCAAUUCUGGAUAUCAUCUCCUCCUACAUGGUUUUACCCAACCGCUACUGCAUCCCACUCAUUGACCAGGUGCAGCUGGCCCAGAUGAGGUUCCCUCUUCCAAGUGGUGUGGUAAGAGUUCAUCUGAUCGAGGCCGAAGACCUGGUACCAAAAGAUACCUACAUGAUGGGAAUGGUAAAAGGCAAGUCUGAUCCAUAUGCAAAUCUUAGGGUCGGCACACAGAGCAAUCGGAGCAAAACCAUCAAGGAAAACCUGAACCCCAAAUGGCAUGAAGUUUAUGAGUUUGUGGUGCAUGAGGCUCCGGGGCAAGAUCUAGAACUGGAGAUGUUUGAUGAAGACCCCGAUAAAGAUGAUUUUCUUGGCAGUCUUGUCAUAGAACUUGGUGAGGUGAUGAAAGACAGAGUCAUGGAUGAGUGGUUCCCACUGAGUGACAUAGAGAGAGGGAAGGUGCACUUGAAGCUGGAGUGGCUUUCUUUACUGGUGGACCCGGAGAGAUUGGUGGAGAAUAACCAAGGUCUUUCAUGUGCGAUACUGGUUGUGUAUUUGGACAGCGCCUACAACCUACCUAGAAAUCACUUUGAAUACAGCAACAAUGAACAUGGAAUGAAGAAAAAUAAAAAUCCCAAGUACCUUAAGUCAAAGAAGACCAACGGAGAGCCAUCAUCACAUGUGGAGUUUUCCAUAGACAAAGAAUUGCAGAAAAGCAAGGUCUCCCGUUCAACCAAAGAUCCAGUGUGGGAGGAGUCCUUUACUUUCUUCAUCAAAAAUGUUCACUCUCAGUGUCUUGCAGUCAAGAUUAAAGACGAUGACAAGAAAUGUGCCCUGGGUGUUUUGUCACUCCCCCUCAAGCGCUUGCUGACUGCUACAGAAAUGACCAUGGACCAGCGCUUCCAGCUGGAGCAAGCUGGACCCAGCAGCAUGAUCAAGAUGAAAGCCAUGCUGAGGGUCCUCGCUGUGAAGGAGCCAGACCCUGACACUGUCUACACUGGCCUUAACGCCUUAAAGAAAGGCCCAUUGUCAAUCAAAAAGAAGAAAAGCGGUAGAAAUGAGUCUCCUUCACCAACUGCACACCCAGCUUACCCAGUAUUCCCUACUCCCCCAGCACACCAAACACAGCAAAUACAGCAAACCCACCCAGCUAACAGACCAAACAGUGCCCUUUCUGGGGAUAACCUGGCUGAGAGCAGCAGCCACUACAAUCGCAGACCCUCUUCCAAUGGGGAAUCGAAGCCUAUAACAAUGGCAAUCAUGAGGACGCCCUCUGUGUCACGGCCACGCACAAGAUUCGAUACCCAGAGUAUUGACAUGUCCAUUUGCUCUUCCCGUUUUGACCUCACAGAAGACCAGAUUCCGUUUCCAAAUGGAACAAACUACCAGGCUGGUGGUCUGGGGGAGAUACAGAUGACUGUGCGUUACAUACCCCAAAGGAAGAGUCUGACUGUGCUUGUUAAUUCUUGCAGGAAUUUAAUAGCCGCCUCCCCGGGUGGAUCUGAUCCAUAUGUCCGGAUCUAUUUGUUUCCAGAAAGGAGUUGGUCCUCAAGGAAAAAAACAACUGUGAAAAAGAAAAGUGUCAACCCUCUGUUUGAUGAGAAGUUUGAAUACUCUGUACCUCUUGAAGAAGCCCAAAGGAGAAAGCUAGAUAUUGCAGUAAAGCACAACAAGUCAUUCACAUCACAUGAAAGAAAAGAACUUGGGAAGGUCUUGCUUGACCUUUCCCAACAGGAUUUGAUCCAGGGAUUUACACAGUGGUAUGAACUGUCUUUGGAUGGACUGCAAAAAAGCUGAGAAGAACUCCUUGUGCCCAAGUAUCUCUGCAAGGCCUUCAUUGAUUUGGACAGCUUUAAUUUUCUUAUAUUUUUUUUUUCUUUUUUUACUUGGCUAAAUUUUUGAUAUUUGUACCACUUUGCAAAUCCAUACAGUUGCCAUUUUGACUACAGUACAUCCUCACAAAAAAUCAAAUCGGGAUAAGUUUUCAGAAAAGACAUAUUAAAAUGCUUACAUGGAUCAUUGGAGCUAAUGGUUAUCACUGUUGGUGUCUAUUUUUGCAUUUCAUCAAAUGUACUGUGUGAAUCUAAAUCAUUUAAUUAAGGAUUGAUAAAAUACCCUCAAGCCCUAAUUUGGUACAUUUUAAUUUCCCACCUCCAUUAAAAAUAAAACAAUCCAACAAAUGUAAUGAAUAGUACAGCCCAUGCUAAAAUUUAAUUGCUAGUCAAGAUUACCAUAAAACAUUAUUGUAAAAACAGUUGUUUUGAAGCCCCAAUAUUAACACAUCUAACAUGGAUUUACCAGAUACUUGCAAUGUCUCAGCAUUUAUAUAAAACGUUUGUAUUAUUUUUUUUUUAUUCAUGUCAGAGAAGAAUAGAUGUCAGCACAGCCUGCUUGUGUCAAAUGUACUUAUACAGACCGUUUUACCUUAAAACAAUUGCAA
Molecule: messenger RNA, 3624 nt
Organism: Polyodon spathula (Mississippi paddlefish)
Lineage: Eukaryota; Metazoa; Chordata; Actinopteri; Acipenseriformes; Polyodontidae
Product: extended synaptotagmin-3-like
Exons: 23
Coding region: 381-2981 (866 amino acids)
Biological process (GO): lipid transport
Molecular function (GO): lipid binding
Source: RefSeq, a predicted model, not a curated record